GGGAGGUCCCCUCGGCGGAAAGGACGUCGGCGGCGGCGGAAGCGCGCUGUGCUGCGCAUGUGGACUUGCGUCUACGGGCUCCGGGCCGGCCCGAUCCACUCCAGAGAUUGCUAUCGCCCAGGGACUGACCCACGGGCCAAUGGAGGAGAGCUUUGCGGUUGCUAAGGAGACCCCUAGCGGCAAGAUGGCAGCCGCGGGCGGAGAGGGCCCGAGCGCCAGCCCGCCGCUCCGGGACCCACCGAGGCGGCCGCCGCGAGACGGUUACGGCGUCUAUGUGUACCCGAAUUCUUUCUUUCGAUACGAAGGAGAAUGGAAAGCAGGGAAGAAACACGGCCAGGGGAAGCUGCUGUUUAAAGAUGGGAGUUAUUACGAAGGCCAGUUUGUGGACGGGGAGAUCACGGGAGAAGGCUGCCGGCUCUGGGCCUCAUCAGGAAACACCUAUUCUGGACAGUUUGUUUUGGGAGAGCCUCAAGGACACGGCGUCAUGAAGUACAAAGCUGGCGGACAUUAUGAAGGGGAGUUCUCCCACGGCCUGAGAGAAGGACACGGGCACCUGGUGGACCGGGACGGACAGGCCUACUGGGGGUCGUUCCAUGAGAACAAGAGGCACGGCCGGGGGCACAUGGUCUUCCGGAACGGUGACAAGUACGAAGGCGACUGGGUCCGGGACCAGCGUCAGGGGCACGGUGUGCUGUGCCGAGCCGACGGCUCCACCUACGAGGGGCAGUGGCACAGUGACGUCUUCAGUGGCCUGGGCAACAUGACCCACUGCUCUGGGGCCAUCUACCACGGGAUGUGGAUCAAUGGCCACCCGGUGGCACAAGCCAAGAGGAUCGUGAUUUUGGGUCCGGAGGUGAUGGAUGUGGCUCAGGGGUCUUCCUUCACGUUGAACAUCCAGCUGCAGCAGAACAAUGGGGAAGUGGCCAGGAGCGAGGAUGGCCGGGUUUUGAAGAUCUCAGCCGGCAUCAGGUAUGUGCAGCUCCCGGCCUACUCAGAGGUCAGCUUCUUCAAAAUGGACAAGGACAACCGAGAGCCACCCAUCCAGACCCCGUUUGGGUUUGACUGCAUUGCCUAUCCUCUGUGGAGUCCCAAGUCCGGGGGCCUGGAGCCCAGAGCUGCCCUGGAAAGUGCCAGAGAUCCGCCUCUCCUCACGGGGGACCUGGAGCCAGCGCUGCCAUCAGACACCUCUUGGGGCCAGAGGGACAUGCUCAGUGGCCUUCCUGGAGAGACCUCCUCCUCUUCCUGGGGUUGUGAGCCCCACUGCCCUGAGGACUGCCGGUGUGUCAAACAAGGUUGCGCCCGAUUCUCGGAUGUCCGCCUUGGGCCCCCACCGCCCGGGUACAGCCCCAUCCUCUUUCUCAACGGCCUCCGUGAGGAGGCGGGCUGUAGGCCCAGAGGCAGCCCGGGCCCCGGGAGGACGAUGCCCGCCAUGCAGGACCCGCCAGGAGGCAGCAGGACCCCGCACCCCCGCCGAGGCUGGCACCAGGAGCCUGUCCUCUUUGGGUCCCUGCUGACCGCGGAGCGUUGCCUGGUCUGCCGCUCUUCCCCGGGAGAGCCCAGUGUCCACCGCGGGCUUCUCGCUGCGCUCCUGCGGAGACAUUCCUGGCACAUCACGGAGUUUCACAACAUGACACAGAGGCCUGACAAGGCAGCGGCGCGCGGCCCCACCCGCCGAAACGCCGCCCGUCAGCCCGGCCGUGCCUGCCUCGGGCUGCCCACCAGGGCCCUCUUGUGGCCGCCGUGGCCAGAAGUGAGGGUCUCUGUCCCUCAGACUUGGGGCCAGGCCUGGGCCCGCCCCUCCUGUCUCUGCCUGCUACUUUGUCCCUUCCCGCCUGACGGCGCAGCCACGACCGAGCCGGCGGCAGCAGCCUUCCCAGGGGAGUAUGUCAUCAUGAUCCGCGAUGUGACCGACCCUCCCUUCCUGGGCCACACGCUGCCCACCGCCUUCAAACACCUUCGGGUCUUGGGGAAGGGGACGGACCAGCAGCCCCACUUCCCUGGAGAAGGCCCCGAGUCCCCGAGCUAGGGGAGCCACCCCCACGCACCUGACAGCCACCAGUGUCCCCCUCGGGAGACCAUCCUCACUUCGAAUGGAAGACGUCCCCUCUGCUCGGCGGGGCACCUUCCUGCACUUCUGCAGUGGGACUGAAUGGGGGCUGGAGGGCCACCUUCACGCAUCCCGUGGCUUCAAUAAAA
Callorhinus ursinus (northern fur seal) is the source of this 2196-nucleotide messenger RNA. Lineage: Eukaryota; Metazoa; Chordata; Mammalia; Carnivora; Otariidae. The record is from RefSeq and is a predicted model, not a curated record.